Molecule: messenger RNA, 1532 nt
Organism: Solanum dulcamara
Lineage: Eukaryota; Viridiplantae; Streptophyta; Magnoliopsida; Solanales; Solanaceae
Product: ATPase GET3B-like
Exons: 11
Coding region: 84-1253 (389 amino acids)
Biological process (GO): post-translational protein targeting to endoplasmic reticulum membrane
Cellular component (GO): GET complex
Molecular function (GO): ATP hydrolysis activity; ATP binding
Source: RefSeq, a predicted model, not a curated record
CCAUUUUGUUAAUUGAGGACUUGUCUCUCCGCCAAAUUUUCUCGCUAAAUAAGCUUCAACCUGAAACCAAAAUCACCAUAGCUAUGGCCAUGGCGUCUCUUUUUCAUCAAUCUUCGAAAACCCAUUUCUAUUUUUCUUUGCUAAAUGUCAGUAGAAGAAGCUUUUGCUCUUUCUCAACAAGUUUCAAUUCAAGAACUUUCAAACCCCCAUUUCAAGUGAGGGCAGUUACAACUCCUACUGAAGCUUUCGACGAGAUGGUUAGUGGGACACAACGGAAGUAUUUCAUGUUGGGAGGGAAAGGAGGUGUUGGGAAGACUAGCUGUGCUGCUUCUCUAGCAGUAAAAUUUGCAAACCACGGUCAUCUGACUCUUGUUGUUUCAACUGAUCCUGCUCACUCUUUGAGUGAUUCGUUUGAUCAGGAUUUGACUGGAGGGGAACUUGUUCCAGUUCAAGGAGUAGACUCUCCAUUAUAUGCACUAGAGAUAAGCCCUGAGAAAACAAGGGAAGAGUUCCGUGCAACGAGCCAACUCCAUGGUGACAGUGGUGUCAAAAAUUUUAUGGACAGCAUGGGCCUCGGAAUGCUUGCUGAGCAGCUGGGAGAACUAAAACUUGGAGAGCUGUUGGACACACCUCCACCUGGUCUAGAUGAGGCUAUUGCAAUUUCAAAGGUCAUGCAAUUUCUUGAAUCAAAGGACUAUAAUACCUUUUCUCGCAUAGUUUUUGAUACAGCACCAACGGGGCAUACACUUAGACUACUAUCACUCCCAGACUUCUUGGAUGCAUCAAUAGGCAAGAUGAUGAAGCUUAAAAAGAAAAUAGCAUCAGCUACUUCAGCUUUAAAAUCCAUGUUCAACAAAGAGGAGCCACAACGAGAUGAUGCUAGUGACAAGCUAGAGCAAUUAAGGGAGAGGAUGGCAAAAGUUCGAGAUCUGUUCCAUGAUUCAGAAACUACAGAGUUUAUCAUUGUGACAAUCCCCACUGUGAUGGCGAUCAAUGAGUCUUCACGGCUCUGUGCAUCGUUGAAGAAGGAAACUGUUCCAGUGAGAAGGCUUAUCGUCAACCAAGUCCUACCUCCGUCUACAUCAGAAUGCAAGUUCUGUGCGAUGAGAAGAAAGGAUCAGAUGCGUGCUCUCGAUAUGAUCAAUAAAGAUCCCGAGUUAGCAAGUUUAAAGAUAAUCCAAGCACCAUUGGUUGAUGUGGAGAUAAGGGGCGUCGCUGGAUUAAAAUUCAUGGGGGAUAUGGUUUGGAAAUAAAAUUGUUUCAACAAUUAUGUAGAAUAAUGUAACAGUGCUUUGUUUGCUGAACUUUUUUUCCCCAUGAGAAAAAAAAGGCCCUUUUUUUUCUCUUCAAUUUUACUCUGGAUAAGAGGUUGUGGAGGACAUGUAGUAGGGUACAAGGUUAGUAGGAUAGUAGAGAAUUGUCUUAUGUGUCCUUCCAUACUAGUAGUUGUAGUAUUUUUCAUGUAGUUUCUUAUCGUUCGAUUUUUGUUACUAUUACUGCAAUAUUUUGUUGUAGUUACUGUUCUUUUUUUU